AAAAAACAGAGCAAGAGACCACGACCCACUCACCCAGAGAGAGAGUGUGUGUGUGUGUUUGAGGAGAGGGAUAGAGAGAGCUACAGAGAGAGUAGCAAGCAUCAAAAAUCUGAAGAAAGUAAAUGAGGGAAGAAGGAAUAAGCUCGUCGGGAGACCCAUUACUCUUCCGCAAUUCGUCUCCUCGUCCUCCCACCCCCGCUGCCAGUUCUGCUGGGGCAUCAUCACCUGCUGUUGCCACUAAUGCUGGUAGUACAGAUUGGUUAGGUCAUGGUCAAGGACAGGGGUCAAAAGUAGGUUCUCUAUCUCGAAUUGGUUCACAACCCAUGUGGAUUUCAUUGAGUGCAAGUGCAUGUGGUUCAGUUCUUGGCUCAUCUCAGCCUUCAUGUAGACCAUGGGAAAGGGGUGAUCUUUUAAGGCGAUUGUCUACAUUUAAGCCUGCAAAUUGGUUUGGAAAGCCUAAGACUGCUAGUUCUCUUGCCUGUGCAAGAAGAGGUUGGGUGAAUGUGGAUAUUGAUAAGAUUGAAUGUGAAUCUUGUGGUGCCACCUUGAAAUACGUUGCUCCAGAUUCAUGGACUCCUACAGAAGGUGAGAAUCUUGGAGAAGAGUUUGCCAAUCAACUUGAUGAAGGGCAUAAAGUAAUUUGCCCUUGGAGAGGAAAUAGUUGUGCUGAAAGCUUAGUGCAGUUUCCUCCUACACCUCCAUCAGCUCUCAUAGGUGGCUACAAAGAUCGUUGUGAUGGAUUAUUCCAAUUUCUUUACCUCCCAAUUGUUGCUUCUUCCACACUUGAUGAAAUGAGGGUUUCUAGAGGCCCUGAAAUUGACCGAUUUUUGGUUCAAUCAUACACUUUCACCCCUGGUGAAUCUGGUUGUAAAGCAGACAUUGCAUCUGGUUCUGAGAAUAAUAAAGAAGACGCCUUAUGCAUAUAUUCACGUGCUCAGAAGUUGAUAAGCCUUUGUGGAUGGGAGCCAAUUUGGGUUCCAAAUAUUCAAGACUGUGAAGAACAUUCUGCUCAAUCAGCUAGAAACGGAUACUCUUUCAAAACCCCCCUUGUGGGCCCCACUCCCACAUCAAGAUCCCCUCUCUUAGACUGCAGCUUAUGUGGCGCCACAGUCAGAAUCUUUGACUUUUUGACCAUCACCCGCCCUUCCCGAUUCACCCCCAACACAACCGAUGUUCCCGAAACAAGCAAGAAAAUGACACUGACACGUGGCGUAAGCGCAGCAAGUGGAAUCAACGGAUGGGUAGCUGACCUUGAUGACGUGGCAGCCACAGGUGAAGGUAAGUCAAUGUCAAACAUCGGAGGAGUUGACUUAGAUCUCACAAUGGGAGGUGGAUUCUCAAUCUCAACAAAAACUAUACUAUCCGAACAAUACCAAGAUCCGAAUAACAUCGGUAAAGACUUAGCCAUCGGGCAGCCUUCGGGCAGCGAGGUCGGUGAUCGGGCAGCUUCAUACGAAUCCCGCGGGCCCAGCACGACCCGAAAAAGAAACCUUGACGAAGGCGGAUCCACCGUGGAUCGGCCGCCACAUGUCGCGAUGCAAGCGGACAGUGUGGAAGGUGUUGUGAUUGACCGAGAUGGAGAUGAAGUCAAUGACAGUAAACACAAACGUGUACGCGAAUCCAAUGUGGGACCCACUCAGGUUGAUGGGCCCCACCAGCAACAACAAAAUGUUGGAAAUUCAACUCGGGCUUCAUCUGUUAUAGCAAUGGACACGGUUUACCAAAACGAGGAUAAUGAUUCAAUGGAAAGUGUAGAGAAUCAUCCUGGAAAUAUCGAUAUUGAUAUUGAUAUUGAUAAUGAUAAUGAGGAUGUGCAACAGAGCACGUGUGUAGGUAUGGUGAGGGGGCAGGGGGUGAGUAGUACAAAUGAUGAUGAUGAGGUUUUAAAUACGGAGAAUGAGAAUAGGGGGAGGGAGGUUCAUGGUGGGGUUAGUUUUGGAAUAAGUGGGGGGAGUGUGGGAAUGGGGGCGAGUCAUGAGGCGGAGAUUCAUGGCGGGGUGGAUGCUUCUGUUCAUAAUAGGGCGGAGAGUGUGGUUGGGGAUAUGGAGCCCGUGGCUGAAGUCACUGAGAACCAAGGGCAAAAUGGGGAAUUUGCUGCGGAUUUUGUUCCCGAAGAGAAUGACAUGGAACAGAUGUCGAGGGCGGAUAGUGGGUCGAAGGUUGUGGGGUCCACGAAAGCAGAAUCUGUUGAAAGUGGAGAGAAUCAGAAGACUACCUCUAAAGAUGAGGUGACACAAGCGGGAAAGUCAUCUCCUACUGAUGAAUGUGGAUUCACAAAUGGAAUCGGGCCACCAAAUGGAGAAAGCAACUUUGAAGAAGGGGUGGAGUUUGAUCCGAUUAAGCAUCAUAACUUUUUCUGUCCAUGGGUGAAUGGAAAUGUGGCUGCAGCUGGUGUUGUCAACACUUCAACCGGUGGUGGUGGUGGUGGUGGUGGUGGUUUGGCUCUUUGUGGGUGGCAGCUAACCCUAGAUGCUCUUGAUGGAUUCCAAACCCUUGACACCAAUCAAACUGUUGAAUCAGAAUCUGCUGCUUCUCUUUACAAGGAUGAUCGUCAAAUAUCUGUUGAAAUCAUUGCCAAUUCGGUACAAGAAGCGUUCGUUCGUCCUACGCCAUUAUCGUUUCCUAACGCCAGCGAUCGCAGUAAUCAAUGGAUCCACAGCCAGAACCGGUCACUUACAUAUGUGGAGAUUGUGGACAGGAGAAUACGUUGAAGGUCGGUGAUGUGAUUCAGUGCCGAGAAUGUGGUUACCGUAUUCUUUACAAGAAGCGCACUCGUCGAAUUGUUCAGUAUGAAGCUCGUUGAAGAAGGGUUUAUGAUGGAAGAGCUCUCUCGUGGAUAUUUUCAAGUAUGUUUAUGUUUGUAACAGAAAUUGAGUGUGAAUUUUGGAUCUAAUGGUAUCCUCUAUUAUGAGUGUUUUAGAUAUCAUCCUCUGUUUUCAUUGUGAAAUUGUUCUGAAAAAUGCAAGUAUAUACCAUGGGUAUCUCAUCAUAAUGAUAACAUGCUACUAUAAAACAAUUACAUUUAAUGUGUGAAGAACCAAGCAUUUCUCUCAUUUCAUGUGAAAAUGAAGAAAUUCAACACUGAAGCAUCGUCUUACAAAAAAUCAUUAUAACAGAAAACUCAAAAUCAUGGACAAUUAUACAAAAAUCAUCAAAUUAGGAAAACUCAAAAGUCAAAACCAUGAACUUCUAAUAAUUUUUUACUUAAUGUGAUUUGGGCACUUGAAGGCAUCUAGGAUUAGGGGUGGGGGAAAUGAGUGGACUGAUAACUGGUCGUUAAGCAUGGUUUUUUUUUUUUGGAUUUUGGACUGAUUGCAACUGCACAACUUGCAAUGCAUAGGGUACAAGCUGUUAAAGUAGUUGCUAUCCAAUGUUGUAGAUGAGUUAUUUGUUGUUUUCUUGACUCUUGAAUGAAUUAGGAUUCAUCAAAAUGCAGAAAAAAAGAAAAUAUUUCUGUUUUGAUACAUUUUUUUUCGGAGGACUGUAAUUUCAUGAAUAUGUAAACCAAAUAAGGUGAAAUUGUUAUGAUAGUUUAAAGAAUUUUACAAAUAAAGAGUAAAACCAUAUGUUGAGAAGAUUAUAAUGUCAUUUCAUAUUCAAACAAAUUAGUUAUGAUAGUUUAAAGAAUUUUACAAAUUUAACAAUAUUAUGUACAACCGGUUGAAACCGGUUUUUUUUUACCUAGAAUUGAUUGAAUCAAACCAUUAAAAAGCUAAAACCGGAAAUUUGGAUUCAGAAAAACUUCCCUCUACAGAUGCUAUAAUAAUAAUAACGGUGAAUACGAUUCUAUAUGCAAUAAGAUUCUAACUAUUAAAACUUAAGAAUUGAGAAGGCAUGAUCAAAUAAUUCAUUUUGUCAUUUCUUAAUUGAUUCAUAGGCCAACAGUUUACAAUUUGUCUAUUCGAUUUUCCAGAUUUUGGUUGCAAAUAUCCACUUUGUUUUUGUUUAUGAAUAACGAUAAUUAUACGGUAUUAAAUUCGAGCUUUAAACUUGGCUCAUUCUCGCUUCCUAUAAUUUAUCUUAUGUAAAAAAAAAA
Molecule: messenger RNA, 4036 nt
Organism: Lactuca saligna
Lineage: Eukaryota; Viridiplantae; Streptophyta; Magnoliopsida; Asterales; Asteraceae
Source: the annotation of a GenBank genome assembly